AUGUAUUUGUUGUUACAGGUUGGGACAGGGUUCAGCUUCACUGAUAAUGACGCAGGUUAUGCUCAGAACCAGGAUGAUGUUGGCAGAGAUUUGUACAGCGCUUUAACGCAGUUCUUCCAGAUCUUUCCUGAUUAUCAGUCCAAUGACUUCUAUGUAGCUGGAGAGUCAUAUGGAGGGAAGCAUGUCCCUACCAUUUGUCACUACAUACAUAAAAACAACCCCAGUGCCGAGGUGAAAAUCAACUUGAAGGGGAUGGCUAUAGGGAAUGGAUUCUGCGAUCCAGAGCUGAUAGUGGGUGGUUAUGGGGAGUUCCUGUAUCAAACAGGAAUCAUAGAUGAGCUUCAGAAGCAUUACUUUGACAAGCAGACAGACCUUGUGGUUCAGUACAUCCAUCAGAAGAAUUGGAAGGACGCUGUAAGGGUUUUUCGAUGUUUGCUGUAUUGUGACGGGAAGCCAAACAGUACCUACUUCCAAAAAGCUACAGGAUGCACCAACGUCUUCAACUACAUGACAUGUCAGAAACCUGACCAUCUAAAAUAUGCCACCCAGUUUGUGACCCUGCCAGCGGUGCGGCAAGCCAUCCACGUAGGAAAACUACGGUUCCACAAUAUGUCAGAGGUGGAGAUGUACCUUGUGCAGGAUGUCAUGAAGAGCAUUAAACCGUGGCUGGGGGUGCUGAUGGAUAAUUAUAGGGUCUUGAUGUACAAUGGUCAGCUGGAUGUACUUGUGGCUGUUCCAUUGACUGAGAGGUUCCUUACUACUGUCAACUGGACCGGCGCUGCAGAGUACAAGAAAGCCCCUCGCUUCUACUGGAAGAUCCAGCCCAAUGACACGGAGGUGGCUGGUUAUGUUCGACAGGUUAAGGAGUUUUACCAGGUCGUUGUCAGGGGAGGGGGACACAUUCUCCCUUAUGACCAGCCAGAGAGGUCCUUCGAUAUGAUUGACAGAUUCUUGUCAAAGCGGGGCUGGAAAAAUCCAAUUUAAAGAACACAUUCAUCAGAUUAACUUGAUUGCAAGAGCCGAUUGUUAAAUCCACUUUAAUUGAGCAUAUUUUGUACUUAUUUGGAGCAAAUUUAAUUAAAGAAAGAAUCUUGUUUUGACGCUGACUGUGUUGCAAAUGAAUCACUGCAAGUUCUCUGAUCCUGAUCUGACCUCUGAACUGUUGCCUACUUGUUUCAAGUACUAAAAAGUAUAAUGCAGCAGUUCAGUCUGAUUAUCAGAUUAAAUUUGGUCUCAUUCAUGUUUUUUUCUGGGAUCUGUGUUAUGCUGCUUUUCAUCUUUAAGUCCAUGCUUCAAAAUCAAAGUCAAGGAUAUAGUGCUGUGAUAAAGUAUUUGACCCCC
This is a messenger RNA of Mugil cephalus (flathead mullet), 1341 nucleotides long. Its product is annotated as probable serine carboxypeptidase CPVL. The record is from RefSeq and is a predicted model, not a curated record. NCBI's taxonomy places the organism in Eukaryota, Metazoa, Chordata, Actinopteri, Mugiliformes, Mugilidae. The transcript has 8 exons. The coding region runs from base 1 to 984 and encodes 327 amino acids. Gene Ontology annotation, molecular function: serine-type carboxypeptidase activity. Gene Ontology annotation, biological process: proteolysis.